Messenger RNA from Wallemia mellicola CBS 633.66, 1517 nucleotides. RefSeq lists its product as hypothetical. The record is from RefSeq and is a predicted model, not a curated record. The transcript has 7 exons. Lineage: Eukaryota; Fungi; Basidiomycota; Wallemiomycetes; Wallemiales; Wallemiaceae. Gene Ontology annotation, molecular function: polynucleotide 5'-hydroxyl-kinase activity. Gene Ontology annotation, biological process: tRNA splicing, via endonucleolytic cleavage and ligation. Gene Ontology annotation, cellular component: mRNA cleavage factor complex; nucleus. The coding region runs from base 12 to 1517 and encodes 501 amino acids.
AUACCAUCAUCAUGUCAUCAGAAAGACUGGUAGAGAUACCAGCGUUAAAUGAAUUUAGAUUAGAAUUAGAUAUUAAAGAUGAGCUUAGUAUAAAGCUAAUAAAUGGUAGAGCUGAAUUGAACGGAUUUGAACUCAGUUUAGAUAAGUGGACGACCCUCAAAGAUGAGUUGAAAUGCUCUAUAUACACCUGGAUUGGAUGUACAUUAGAAAUAAAAGGUCAAAGUUUAGUAGAAUAUAUCUCAAAUGAGACUCCUUUGAUUAGUUACUUGAAUCUACACCUUGCGUUCGAGCAGCAGCGUAUAAAAGCUAGAACUACGAAUAAAGAAUAUACACCCUCACCUGAGAAACCUAAUGAGAGAUUACCAGGCUAUGUAAAUUCUAUCGACCAGUCUAGUUCUGGGUAUCGUGUUAUGGUUAUUGGACAGGAAGACAGUGGAAAGUCCACUUUGUCAAAGACACUCUUGAACUAUACAGCCAGAACAGGUAAAGGAUGGACGCCAAUAUUAGUGAAUUUAGAUCCAUCUGAUGGUGGUCCAUUACCUCCUGGAACUAUCUCAGCAACAGCUUAUUCAACAUCUACACAAACAACUUCACCAGUCAAUGCAUUCGGUUCAAGUUCGACUUCUGGUGCAUCAUUAGACAACUCUUCAGCAUUGAUACCACAGGCUUUGCCAUAUGCACACGCCUCACCUGCACGCAAUUCAAAAGUAUACAAAUCUAUUGUAGAAGCUAUUGCAAGAAGAUUGGAUAUGCGUUUAGAGAGAGACUCAAAAGGUAAAGCAUCUGGUGUAUUUAUUGACACACCCGCCGCAUUCUCCUUACCAAACAUUGGAUCCGAGGACAAGAAUAACAAGUAUGAAUUGAUUAAACAUGCUUUACAUGUUUUCAGAGUUGAUGUACUGCUGGUAAUUGGUCACGAGAAGCUCUACAUUGAAAUGCAAAGACUACAGAAAACAUUAGAUCCAAAAAUUGGUCAAAAUCUUAAAGUGUUGAAGGUACCUAAAUCAGGAGGUGCAGUUGAAACGGAUGAUGCAUACAGAUCAAGAGUACAAGCAGGUCAAAUUAAGUCAUUUUUCUAUGGAAAUCUAUCGAAUCCAUCUGAUGAACAAUUAUCACCACAAUCAAUGACAAUAAAGAUAGAUAAUUUAAAGGUUUUUAGAAUUACUGAAGAUAAAGUUGCACCUACGUCAGCCUUACCUAUUGGUGCAAGUAGGGUACUCGAGAAUACUCAACUUGAAAGAGUAAAUUUUGAAAGUUCAUCACAACUUUUGACACUUGUUCACUCAUUAUUGUAUCUCGUCAAAUGGCCAGACGUGAAUGAUGUUCUGAACAAACACGCGAAGGAAUAUGAGGGAGAUCUUGCUAGUAAAGAUCUCAUUAGGGCCGAUUUGGUUGGAUUUUUGAUUGUUACUGCAAUUGAUAGUGUUAAACGUACUAUCACAGUAUUGGCGCCUUCACCUGGAAGAUUACCAUCGCUUACUGCAGUCUAUGGUUCAUUUGAAUGGCAGGACACUUGA